Messenger RNA from Rhizopus microsporus ATCC 52813, 2810 nucleotides. RefSeq lists its product as uncharacterized. The coding region runs from base 124 to 2694 and encodes 856 amino acids. Gene Ontology annotation, biological process: intra-Golgi vesicle-mediated transport. NCBI's taxonomy places the organism in Eukaryota, Fungi, Mucoromycota, Mucoromycetes, Mucorales, Rhizopodaceae. Gene Ontology annotation, cellular component: COG complex; Golgi apparatus. The transcript is spliced from 12 exons. The record is from RefSeq and is a predicted model, not a curated record.
UUAACACUUCUUUUUGGUAUAUUAAAGGCACUGCAGACGGAAGAGUUUAGCGGAAUUUACAGAUUUAUUCAUGGUGACUUUAUUAUGUGUGUGUUUGUGCCAUUUUUUUCUUUUUGGUGAAGCAUGUCAAUAACUGAAGAUGAUCCCAAUGUUUAUUUUAUGGAAAUGAACGUUCCUGAAGUUCGUGCUUUGGAACAAAAGAUGCGAAUCGAAAUAGAGACAAGAAAGAAGGAACUUCGGUCAAUGGUUGGUGAGCAAUAUCUCGAGCUCAUGUCUGCAGCCGAUGCUAUUAUUACAAUGAGACAACAUACACAGACAAUUCAGACCAACAUCUGUCGUUUGCAGGCAGCUUGUAAUGUAGAUGAAAUAAAAAGCAAUAUUUCAACCAAAAAAACACGAGUUGACAACGAACGUCAGCACAUCUAUUUGAUAGCCUCGCUUAUAAAAUGUUUAGCUGAUGUACCAGAACAGAUAUGGCACGCGCUUGAAAAUCAUCGAUACCUUCACGCCAGUCGCUUAUUCGCCUUGGCAAAAGUGGUUCAUGAAUAUCUUGAAGAAGAAAAAAAGACAACAUCAGAUAUUGAGGCCAAGUUCCCAAUCAUACAGAGCCAAUGGGACGCUGUCAGUGCCUUUGAAUCACAAAUCUUUCAAAGAUCUCUUCAACACCUUCAAUCAUCAGAGCAGACGCCAGAGCAUUUAGCCGAGACUUUGAUAGGAUUAAUGCUUUUGAAUGAAUCUUCCUACAAGGAUAUCCUGGAACACCUCUUGAAAAUGCGAAUGAACGCCAUUCAUGAUUUACUCCAGCAUAGAUCCAAGAAAUCAGAUAACCUAAGCAAUCUUAUUGCGCGUCAAUUGAAGAAUAUCAUUGUCAUUUUCAAGCAAACACUUAUUCAAGUUGAUUCUUUAUUCCUUUCAAAGCAUGAGACAAAUAUGACCCUUAUAGAAACUUAUGUAUCAUAUCUUAAAAAGACCUUUUUAAUACCAUCAGCUAGUAGUCAUGGAAACGGCACGCCUUCACAACCGCCUGUCACGCGCUUACUUUCACCCAGUUCAAAUGUACAUCUCAUUGUACGCUAUCUACCAGAGACUAUACAGAACUAUCGACCUGAUUUUGACGCUGGUAACCCACUUGCAGCAUCAGAUAUUCAGCAAUUGACUACAGAAUGGAUCAAUAAUGUUGAAGUGUUGCUAAAAGAAUGUCUACCGGAAGUAUUAAUGACAUUAAGCACCGAGAAGGCUUUGACUGAUACACGAUUACGACUUUGGAUUUCGCUGCAAGAUGACGAAAAUGCAAAAAAUCAAGUUCAGGACUGGGAGAUAGUCUCCCAUGAUCUACUGCUAAAUGACUACUCUAUUUGGAAAUCAUCAUUAAGAGACAUCUUUAUCAAUCGGGCAAACGCUAUUAUCGACAAGCAGUUAAGCAUACUUUCUAAUCAACCAGAAUUGGAUGUUUGGCACACCAUCGUGCCCGAUAAUAGUAAAGAGAAAGCCGCAAAUACUAUCUCUGUUUCAAUAGGCAUAUGGCCAGGUGUUCAAAAUAAGCCCUCGCAGCUAUUUUCACUUCCAAGUAUUUCAUCGCAAAAAGAGCUGCAGGAAUUCAGAUUAUCGCUGACAGAAACAGUCAAUGAUAGAACUGAUGUUCUAAGAAAACUGCAGCAUCUUUUUGAUACACUACUUUCGGAUCUGCGAAAGGAUGUACUAACUCAAGUUGAGCUACGUGAAAACGAUGGAUUCUAUUGUCAAGAGGAUAGUGAUAGCCUUAAAUCAUACUUUCAAAACAAAUGUUAUGAAUCCGUGAUUAACUAUUCAUCUGGUCUAAAAGCACUUUUGAAACGUAUAGAACAAUGGUCAGAUAAGAAAGCAGCAAGUAAUAUAGCAAUAGUUAUUGGUAGGCUUGCUCGAAAUAUUGCCUUAUCUUCAAAGGAAUUACCAAAAGCAUUGGCACUUUCUGCUGAGACAUUACCUAUAUUUGUUUUACGGAAUGGUGUUAGUAAAGAUGAAAAGUAUGCUAAAGUGCAGGAUGAACUAUUGGAUACCUUUCACAUAGCUCAUGAACCUUGGUUAUCAUUGGUAGAAUCAAAGUUUACCAAAAGUCUAGAAGAAAUUUUGCAAGGAACAAAAUGGAAGGAUGAAUGCGUUUCAUUAUGGGAAAUUGUAGACGUAGAAGAAGAUACUAAACUUCCAACUCAGGCAACAGGAGCCAUAACACGGCUUAUGUUUUCUAUCUGUGAAGAUGUACAGCGCAUCAAUAGUUCUAUGCUUGAUCAGACGAUUAUGAAAAAAUUAAGACAAACAUUGUACAAGAAAGCAAGCGCAGUGUUUGAAGCUAUUUUAAGCAACAAAGAGUUUGAUAUAACAGAACAUGGCUCGUUACAAAUGAUAUUUGAUUUCCUUUUUAUAAAAUCAAUUUUACAGCAAGAUGAAGAUAAGAAUUCUUUAUCCAAAAGCGAUAAAACACUAGACAUGCUACAAGACAAGGUGGAUCCUAUCAAUUGGGAAAGCUAUAAGCCACACAUAGAAUCUUGCGUUGAUGGAUUCUGCAUCAAACAGUCUUUGUUAUUCGGCGUAUUGACCAAUGCCGGAAGUGCCACAUAUGAAAGAGCUCGCAAAAUUGUAACAGAAAAACAAAAAGUUCAAUCGAACAUUUUGAUAAUGCCUAAAGGAAAAGCUUUUAUAAAAAGUCUACUAAACUAAGCAAAAUAUAUAUAUCAUACACAUGCUUCGCGCGCAAUCCUAGUUUAAAUCAUAAUAUUCAUCUGUAUCUUUAUAAAAGCCGACGCCUUUCUACUUUUUAACGCGUUUAACAACAA